Molecule: messenger RNA, 1614 nt
Organism: Lathyrus sativus (Indian pea)
Lineage: Eukaryota; Viridiplantae; Streptophyta; Magnoliopsida; Fabales; Fabaceae
Source: the annotation of a GenBank genome assembly
AUGGCAGUAUCUUUAUCAAGAAAAAGAUCAAAGUCAUCAAGAAAACAAUCUUGUUCUGGUUUUUCAAUUCUAUACAGUUUCUUAACUAGAAUUUCUGGUUUAAUCUUUCUUUUAAUCCUUAUUUACAUGUGGUCUUCAUUGUCCACAGUUUUAACGGGAAACAUCAUUCAUGUUUGUUUUUCCACAAGAAAGCUCAAUAAUAGCUUCUAUUGUCUUUCUGCAGCCACUCAUACUAAUCCCUCCUUCGAAAUCCCAAGUAUUUCCAUGAACAAUAACAGUAUUAGUGAUAGUACUGCUUCUAUUAUUACUACUGAGAAAGUUGAAGUUGAGAAGUUUGCGAUUAGUACUCCGGAUAAUGAAGAGGUUGCAAAUGCGGUUAAGAUCAUUGAAGAACACUUGAAGGUGCAUCGGUCGUGGAGGUUCGAUAAUAAAAAGAAUGCAAGUUGUGAGGAUGGUAAAGGAAUCUAUGUGUAUGAUUUACCAUCUAAGUUUAACAAGGAUUUGGUUGGUCAGUGCAGUGACAUGGUUCCAUGGCAGAAUUUUUGCAGAUAUGUAAGUAAUGAAGGGUUUGGUGAACCGAUAUCGAAACUCGGUAAAGGUUGGUAUAAAACUCAUCAGUACUCACUUGAACUGAUUUUUCAUUCAAAGGUUUUGAAGCAUCCUUGCAGGGUUUAUAAUGAGAAUGAUGCAAAGCUAUUCUAUGUUCCUUUCUAUGGUGGACUUGAUGUGUUGAGAUGGCAUUUCAAGAAUGUUUCGAGUGAUGUGAAAGAUGGUUUGGGCUUUGAGUUAUUAAAGUGGCUUGAGAGACAAGUUACUUGGAAAAGGAAUUUAGGUAAGGAUCAUGUUUUUGUUUUGGGGAAGAUUUCUUGGGAUUUUAGAAGGACUAGUGAUUCUCCUUGGGGAACUAGAUUGUUAGAGCUUGAAAAAAUGCAGAAUCCGAUUAAGUUAUUGAUCGAACGCCAACCGUGGCAUUUGAACGAUAUUGGAAUUCCUCAUCCGACUUAUUUUCAUCCGAAAUCGGACAAUGAUAUAAUCGACUGGCAGCUGAAAAUCAUAAGAUCGAAUCGGAAGAAUCUCGUGAGUUUUGCUGGUGCGGCGCGGAAUGAUGCGGAUGACCACAUAAGGUCGAUAAUAAUCGACCAAUGCAGUUCGAAAAGUGACGGUAAAUGCAAGUUUUUGAACUGUAGUUCUGUUAAAUGUAAUGAGCCAGAAUCAAUUAUAGAACUUUUUGUGGACUCUGAGUUUUGCUUGCAGCCACCGGGAGAUAGUCCAACGAGAAAAUCAGUUUUCGAUUCACUUAUAUCGGGUUGUAUUCCGGUUCUUUUCGAUCCUUUCACAGCUUAUUAUCAAUAUCCUUGGCAUUUGCCAGAGGAUUAUGAUAGGUAUUCUGUGUUUAUGGACAAAAAAGAGGUGAGAGAAAAGAAUGUGAAUGUGAUGGAGAAGCUUGGAAAUAUUUCUUUGAGAGAGAGAGAAAACAUGAGGAGGUAUAUUGUGUAUGAACUAUUGCCUGGUUUAGUAUAUGGCGAUCACAAUGCUGAGCUUGAAAAGUUUCAAGAUGCAUUUGCCAUUACUAUCAAUAGUUUGCUUCAAAGGGUUAGCAAAUUCAAGGACUAG